Messenger RNA from Oncorhynchus mykiss (rainbow trout), 4857 nucleotides. The record is from RefSeq and is a predicted model, not a curated record. NCBI's taxonomy places the organism in Eukaryota, Metazoa, Chordata, Actinopteri, Salmoniformes, Salmonidae.
AUCCCAUUGCGAAAUAAUGCAUUUUAGCCUGUUCAUUGAUUUGAAAUACCAGUCGAUGUAUGUAGCACGAGAGAUGCUCCUACAGCCCAUCAAACAACUGUUUGUUGCUGCUGGAGUGAAAAGUGCUUUAAUAAGCCAAGUCAUUGCGUAACAAUUCUGAAGACAAUUUAGUGUAAAAAAAAAAAAAAAAAAAAACAUCGCCAUGAUUAAAAAGCACUUGGCCUACAACAUAUAUUUUUUCACAAAUUGUUCAUUGAAACGCGCUUCCCAUUCGCCAAGUGCAUAGGCAACUUGGCAGGCUUCAGCGCGUCACACGUGACAUUUUGAAAACAUAGAACUGAUUGUUUGAAACCUGAACGUUUUACUACAUCAUUUAGGAUAACAAUAUAACUCAAUCACUGUUCGCAAAAAAAGACUGUUCAAUGCAGUGUGUUAAGAUACUUUUUGCUCAAUUAAGUUGAGACAUUUGAUAGUUAAAAACAGAUUGGAGUCUUUGUCUUCUAUUUACAGCAAUAGUCAUUUUACUUUCCAAACAGUUUUUCCGUGAUUUUGUAUUUUUUUAUGUUGCUAUAUGCCUGGCUUGGGUCUCUGAUUUUCACCGACAGUCGCAACUCAACUAUCUAUUUGGUAUUUGCUGCGCGCUCUGUCCAAAUUGUGGGCCCUUCAGCCUGUAUUCUAUGCGAUUUAAAACAAUCUACACAUUUUUUAAGAAGCUAAUGAUCCUCUGGCCAACUCAUGCUUUCUGGUGUAGUAGCCUAUUUUUAAUUAUUUUAUUUCUGUAUAUACAUGAGUAAGCUAAUAAUGCUCUAUACUUCUGUCAAUUAAAUUUGCUUUGGGGAAAGUUUAACACCCUAGCCUUAUGGACGUGCCGCCUACGUAUUCUAACGUCUUCAAAUUGCUCAUCGGAAUUCGGUGUGUGUGGUGUGGCGGCAUGACUCGUGGGCAAUUCUGGGUAGAGUGCUAGCUUCCUGAGGAUUGGCUGACAGCAGGAAAAGAGAACAGAGGAGAACAGGAGGAGAGGAGUUCCAACAUGGCUCUGCCUGACAAACACAAAGUGAAACGCCAACGACUAGACAGAAUCUGUGAAGCCCACCAGACGCCUGCAGCCCCAGUGGAUCACAAGAGGAACGCCGACCCAGAGUUCCUGGCUCUUCUUCGAAACGAGGGUCUCUCAGAGAGUACCAUCUCCUCACUCAUCCAGCAGGGCUUUGACACAACCGGCAUGCUGGCAGUCAUGGAGGAGAAUGACGUACGUUCUGUGGCUCCCAACCUAGGGCAGGCGCGGGUGCUGUCGCGGGUGGCCAUCAGCAUCAAGAGGCCCUUAGAGCCCCCUCCCAUGCCCCAGCAACAGGCCCACAUGCGGGGCCGCUCCAACAGCUUCAGCCACCGCUCUGACAUGUACCUCCAGCAGCAGCAGCACCAGCAGGCCAUGGGCAUGGACCCCCGGCUGAUGCCACCACAGACCCCUGGUACCAUGCAGACCAUCUCCCCCACCAUGGCUGAGGCCCUGGCCAGAAGGCCCAACAGUGCUCCCUCUCAGCAACUUCUGGAAAAUACACAGGGCUACCCAGGACCUCGUACUCCAGGGACCUACAACGGUGCCAUGGUCCCUGUCCAGUCCCGGCCCAUGUCUGCAUUCUCCCAACACCCGGGUGUCCCCAUGACGCCGGGAAUACAGUUGAUGGCUGCCAUGCCCCAGCAGAUGCAAGCCAUGCAACAACAGCAAAUGCCAGUGUGCAUGCCUGCCCAGCCGUCACCUCAGCAGGCCCCAAGGGCAUAUUCCACCAACUACACAGUGCCCAUGGAGCUGAUGAAACGGGACCGCAGCCUACAACCCAUGCACAGCGCCCACCCCAGCCCUCAGAUGAUACGCAAGGCUGGGGGCACCCCGUCCGAUGGAGCCAUGAUGCCAGUGGGUACCAGCAUGCAGAACCAGACUGCUAUGGCCACCAACCAGAAGCUUAGCCGCCGUACUGGCCCACCUGUCAUCGUCUCCACCAUGGCAUCACCAGAUACAAGUAUCCGUCCCCAGAUCAUGAAUGGGCCCAUGCACCCUCGCCCCCUAGUGGCCCUGUUGGAUGGACGUGACUGUACAGUCGAGAUGCCCAUCCUCAAAGACCUGGCCACUGUCGCCUUCUGUGAUGCCCAGUCCACACAGGAGAUCCAUGAGAAGGUGCUGAACGAGGCAGUAGGGGCCAUGAUGUACCACACCAUCACCUUGACCAGAGAAGACCUGGAGAAAUUCAAGGCUCUACGCAUCAUCAUCCGCAUCGGCAGCGGCUACGACAACAUCGACAUCAAGGCAGCCGGAGAGAUGGGCAUCGCGGUGUGUAACAUCCCAUCGGCGGCGGUGGAGGAGACAGCAGACUCAACUCUGUGCCACAUUCUCAACCUGUACCGGCGGAACACCUGGCUGUACCAGGCGCUCCGGGAGGGCACACGGGUCCAGAGCGUGGAGCAGAUCAGAGAGGUGGCAUCCGGAGCCGCGAGGAUCCGAGGAGAAACGCUGGGCCUCAUUGGCUUUGGUCGUUCAGGGCAGGCGGUGGCAGUGCGGGCCAAGGUGUUUGGCUUCAACGUGAUCUUCUACGACCCGUACCUGCAGGACGGUCUGGAGCGUUCGCUAGGUGUUCAGCGUGUCUACACCCUGCAGGACUUGCUCUACCAGAGUGACUGUGUCUCCCUGCACUGCAACCUGAAUGAACACAACCACCACCUCAUCAACGACUUCACCAUCAAACAGAUGCGCCAGGGUGCGUUUCUGGUUAACUCUGCGCGGGGAGGUCUGGUGGAUGAGAAGGCCUUGGCUCAGGCCCUGAAAGAGGGCAGGAUACGGGGAGCCGCCCUGGACGUCCAUGAGUCAGAACCCUUCAGUUUUACCCAGGGUCCUCUGAAGGAUGCUCCUAACCUGAUCUGUACUCCUCACACGGCCUGGUACAGUGAACAGGCCUCGCUGGAGAUGAGAGAGGCAGCCGCCACAGAGAUACGCAGAGCCGUCACUGGCCGUAUUCCCGACAGUUUACGAAACUGUGUCAACAAGGAGUUCUUUGUUACCACGGCUCCUUGGACAGUGGAACAGCAGCAAAUGCACCCCGAACUCAACGGUGCCGCGUACAGGUACCCCCCUGGUGUGGCCUCUGGUGGGAUCCAUGGGCCAAUGGAGGGGAUGGUGCCUGGGGGGGUGACAAUCGCCCACACCCUGCCCUCCGGUACCCACCCCUCCCAGGCCCCGUCCCCCAACCAACCCUACAAAAACGGGGAGCCCAUGAGAGAGCACAUGACCGAGCCAUAACUCUGCAUCCAGAGACAAAGGAGUUCAUAUAUACACAACUGACCCACCCACUCUUCGACCAGCAGACUGAUCGUUAGGGUUCACACAGAACACCGGAACCAAGUGGGGACAGUGAAUAUAUUCACAACUGCUUCUCCAAAGUGGGGACCGUCAAAACUCAUGUUCCAAGGAUCCUCUUCUUUUAAUUUUUUUUAUUCCUGUUUUCUGGGACACGUUGUUACCGCAUGCCAGAGUUAAGGCCCGUCCACCUUGACUGACCCACCAAUAAGAGAGCUUGGAAGGACAAUGACAUCAUCUGUUACUUGCCUUCCUCUAACCCCACCCUGCCCCAUUCCAUCAUUUCAGUUCACGUGUGUCUAUUUGUCUUUCCUCUGUUCUGAGACCACCCUACAAAUGAAUAUGUCUCUUUCUUCUUCAAUGUGAAAAAAGAAAUUAAGAAAUUACAUAGUUGUCAGACAAGUAGAAAAAGACAAUUGGUGUUACCAAUGCCAUCAGCAGUCUCAAUGGGGACCUCUAAACCCUGUCCUAGUCCAUCUCUCACCCUGUAGGUUGCUGGUUCCUGAAUGUACAGACAGGAUUUGAUGGACACAUCAGGGUUGCCAGAUCUCUUGAGCCUCAUGACCAGUGCGAGACAAAAACAAUAAGCCCAAAUUUAAGUGAAUAUGGGACCUGAAACCAUUUGAAUUUGUCCAUUGUGAACAUCUCUCAACCCCUGAGAACACCCAAUAUAUUAGAGAAGAUUUUGAUCUGGUAAACUCCUUUUAGACAUCUAGUUUCUCUGAAAAGCUUCUUCAAAGCUCCAGGUUCUGACGCACAAGGGGAUUGAGAGACUUGCUGUAAAGGUCAUUAUCGCAAUCUUAAGACAAUGUAAACUUUUAACUGUUGAUUCAUUGACUUUCAUUCCAACUCCGGAUUCAGUAAUCAUGUGGUGGUCUAGCACUAAAAUAUUGAAAUAAGAAAUGCAUGCAAAAGCCAUUCUAACUGUUAAAAGCACCUCUGCUUUUACAUGGACCUCCACAUCAUGGAUUUGGACAUUGUCACAGGUGUUUGUAUGCUAGAGGGCUCUCUUAAAAUGUCCAUUUUUUUUUCUCUCUCACCAAAAGGACCUACACAGUAGCACCAGCCAGACAGGAAAGGGUUUGGAAAUUGAGGUUACUGACUCAGGAAAAAUAACUUUUGCAGAUAUAAUCUUUUUCCCCAAAUUGUCUGAAAGAAAAAAAGUCUGGAUCGUUCUGCGUGUUUCCACCUUUUCUUCAUUGUGGUAUUUUUAUAAAUCAAACCUCUGUUUUUUGGUGUUCAAGGUUUUUGCAGAGUCCUGUUAGAUUUGUAUUGCCUAGUUAAAUGUUCUUAUAAUCAUAGUCUUAUGUGAACCCCCCCGCCGUUCUUAUAAUGAAAGCCAGUUGGAGCUCUUGGAGGCAUCGUGCACUCUGUGAGCAACAUCCCUAGUGCCCUGACUUUAGCAAGACAAGGCUACUAACAGAUUGUUUGGUUUUUAAGUGUGAGUAUUUGUACAAGGUGAUCUAUAAAAUUCAGUGCAGUUCAAAUAAAAACAAUGCUGUUCUAUCAGG